GUCAGAGCUAGCGACCAUGCCUUCCCAAGCUCAAGGAUAAAAAACAUCAGGCCCAAGUGCCAUCCAUUUUCCAUCUUCAGAGUCUUUCCUACACAAAUUGGGAUUCAUCCCUUCUGAAAAGCACAGUCUAACAAUAAGGGAACAAAAAACCAUGCUAUCUCAUAAUGCCAUGGUGAAGCAGAGGAAACAGCAAGCAUCAGCCAUCAUGAAGGAAAUCCAUGGAAAUGAUUUAGUUGGCAUGGAUCUGGGCAAAAAAGUCAGCAUCCCCAGAGACAUCAUGCUGGAAGAAUUAUCCCAUCUCAGUAACCGUGGUGCCAGACUAUUUAAGAUGCGUCAAAGAAGAUCCGACAAAUACACAUUUGAAAACUUCCAGUAUGAAUCUAAAGCACAAAGGAACUACAAUAUGGCUAUGCAGAAUGAGAAAUUGGAUGGAAGCAACUUGGAAGGUGGUUCACAGCAAGCCCCACUGACUCCUCCCAACACUCCGGAUCCACGAAGUCCCCCAAAUCCAGAGAACAUUGCACCAGGAUAUUCUGGACCACUGAAGGAAAUUCCUCCUGAAAGAUUCAACACCACAGCUGUCCCUAAGUACUAUCAGUCUCCCUGGGAACAGGCCAUUAGUAGUGAUCCAGAGCUUUUAGAGGCUUUAUACCCUAAACUUUUCAAGCCUGAAGGAAAGGCAGAACUGCCCAAUUACAGGAGCUUUAACAGAGUCGCCACCCCAUUUGGGGGUUUUGAAAAAGCAUCAAAAAUGGUUAAAUUCAAAGUUCCAGAUUUUGAGCUACUACUGCUAACAGAUCCCAGGUUCAUGGCCUUUACCAAUCCCCUUUCUAGCAGACGGUCCUUUAAUAGGACUCCUAAGGGAUGGAUAUCUGAGAAUAUUCCUAUAGUGAUAACAACUGAACCUACAGAUACUACGGUACCAGAAUCAGAAGACCUAUGAAAAGAAAGUUGUGAUUAUAUAUGCCACAAAACCUCUGAACGUAAAAGUUCCUGUUUUAUUACUUUAUUUACUGACAAAGCCACUUACACUUUACCUUAGUAGCAGUAAUUUAAUAGCAAUUUAGCAAUUUUCCUUUUAUGGCAUUUAACUUCAACCUCAGAUAGAAUACUAAUAAACAAUUCAGAAUCUUAUUUAAUAA
Orycteropus afer afer is the source of this 1142-nucleotide messenger RNA. It is a transcript of the gene MYOZ2, whose product is annotated as myozenin 2. Lineage: Eukaryota; Metazoa; Chordata; Mammalia; Tubulidentata; Orycteropodidae. Gene Ontology annotation, molecular function: actin binding; FATZ binding; telethonin binding. The record is from RefSeq and is a predicted model, not a curated record. Gene Ontology annotation, cellular component: Z disc; actin cytoskeleton.